ACAACGCAUAACCACUGGACACAGUGUGGAAUAGAGACAGUAGACAACGGUCAGCCAACAGAAGAAGAAGAAAACGGAACACACGAGGAUAUACAUUUGUCUGCUUUGUUUUGAUUGUACAAUAAUUUUAUUUUAACGUAGCGAACGUUGCGUGAAUAUGCGCAUUCCUUGCCAUUUACAGUAGGUCACUUAAAUAUUCUAAUUACGCUUUUUAAGAACCAUUACAUCUCUUUAACAGUAAGCCUCCGAAUACGUAUUUUGCUCGGGGUCGUUUUGAUCCAAUGUUAAAAAUGACUGAAGAGCACGACAAGUCCCUGACGGAACAACCUUGCAGUCCUGCAGGGACCACAAGCUCAAUGUCACAGGACGACUCGGAUUCAGAUGUCCCAUCCUCACCGACGGGAUCAGACGGACACGGCUCCCUGCUCAUGACAGGGAUGAGCAAGAAAAUGGACGGUGAGGAAGACGAACGCUUCCCAGCCUGCAUCCGAGACGCGGUGUCCCAAGUCCUAAAAGGAUACGACUGGUCACUUGUCCCGAUGCCUGUCCGGGGAAACGGAUCGCUGAAAAACAAACCCCACGUCAAAAGACCGAUGAACGCCUUCAUGGUUUGGGCACAAGCGGCGCGCAGAAAACUAGCGGAUCAGUAUCCUCAUCUCCACAACGCGGAGCUCAGCAAGACCCUUGGAAAACUAUGGCGUUUACUGUCAGAGAAUGAAAAGAGGCCGUUUGUGGAGGAAGCGGAGAGGCUGAGGGUUCAGCACAAGAAGGACCAUCCCGAUUACAAAUAUCAGCCCCGGCGGCGGAAAAGCGUAAAGCCCGGCCAGAGUGACUCUGACUCUGGGGCAGAGUUGAGUCACCAGAUGUAUAAGUCUGAGCCAGGCAUGGUCGGCUUGGGAGGCAUCGGAGAGAACCAUCAUCACCCAGAGCAUACAAGCCAUAGUCAUGGUCCCCCGACCCCACCCACCACCCCGAAAACUGAUCUACAUCAUGGAGGAAAACAGGACCUCAAGCAUGAAGGGAGGCGAAUCCUGGACCCCGCUAGACAGAACAUCGACUUCAGUAACGUAGACAUAUCCGAGCUUAGCACCGAUGUCAUUAGUAACAUGGAAGCCUUUGACGUCCACGAAUUCGACCAAUAUUUGCCACUAAACGGUCAUACGGCUUCUGCUUUGCCCCCGGAUCACUGCCAUGGACAAAACUCAGCGGCGAUCGGUUCAUACAAUUCCUCAUACAGUCACCCGGGAGCGAAUGGCCCCGUUUGGAAUCGGAAAAGUGCCACAUCGGCCACGUCCCCGACCGGUACUGAAGCGGGACAACAGCGGCCGCAUAUUAAAACCGAGCAACUGAGCCCGAGUCACUACAGCGAUCACUCCCACAGCUCCCCUUCCCACGCUGACUUCGGGACGUACAGCGGUCAGUCCUGCGUUACUUCGGCCGCCUCAGCCGCGGGAGCCUCAUUCUCCAGCUCUCAGUGUGACUACGCUGACCUCCAGAGCUCCAGUUACUACAAUCCAUAUUCGGGAUAUCCCUCCAGUAUUUACCAAUAUCCGUAUUUUCAUUCCUCCCGCCGGGCAUAUGGAAGUCCACUGAUCAACAGCUUGUCCAUGCCGCCUUCGCAUAGUCCCACACACAACUGGGACCAGCCGGUAUACACAACUCUGUCAAGGCCGUGAACAUCUUCCUUGCAGAUGGACUAUCAGCCCAUCACUAACUAAUUCUUACGGACCUUCGGGCGUCUCAUAGUUUUCUGCACUAAUAAAGUAAUAGUUAGAUUGGGUGUUGUGCCAAUUAACAACAGAAAAAAGUAAGACUAUUAGGAAUAAAAUAUACAAGUGCCUACUGAUUUAUGCAAGGUUUUUUGUGAAUGUCUUCGGCUCUUUUGACUUAUAUCGUGGACGUCUUUAUCUUCUAGAUAUGUUUGUACUAAGACAUCGAGGGAAAGUCCUCCAUGAGGACCAUCUUAAAACCAUCAGCUCUUCCAGUCGUGCACCAGCGCUUGAGCGUACGCUAAACUGCGUGGAUUUCAGAAAGAUUGUUCUUUACAAACGAAACAGACGUUUUUCAUUGCUGUUAGAGUACUGGGACCAGUCAAAUAAAUUCGAGGCUACGUUGAAGUCCAUUAUUAGCUAUCAUGCAUGACUUUUCAAACUGUUUUCUUAAGCGAUGUCAGAUCACCCAAAUCAGACUCAACAGUAAUUCGAAACGGUACAAGUAUUUUUGCUGUUAAAAUGUUCCCUUUUAUAAUCAUGCUUAUUGAUUUUCCCCCUUUUGUUUCACGUAUAUAUCGCAUUUUUAUCUUACAGCAGUAGAAAGCAUGAUGAGAAUUUAGGUAAAUCAGAACCACAUUUCGUUUAUAAGUUUAUUACAAAAAGUACAGAUGUUACGGAUUAUUAACCGGGAAACCAACUAGCAGCACAACCAACUACAUGUCAUUUGAGGCAACAGGUGUCUUUUGCUCUGCUCGUCGAAAUGUGACGGAUGGCGCCUAAAGGAACGGAUGCGGUAGCGCCAUACGCGCUGUGAGUGAUGGGCCAGGUGGACUGAGCGAUCAAUGCUGAAGCUGAUGAAGAACCGUCGCUAGUCAGCCUCUGCCGCUUCCCCGGCUUCACCUGAACACUGUACAGUGGUGCAUGUGGUCCCACGAGCAUCCCCCCACAGUAAAUGCGUCCCAUAUACAAACAUUUCUGAUGAGGACAAGAAUCAGAAUUUGAUAGGGUAUUACGAAAUGAGAUUUUGAUGAGUUAUCGACCUUUUUAUGCGGUGUCAGAAUAUAUUCUAAUAGAAAACCAGCGCCAAAAUAAUCAUCUUGGAGUAAAUCUAAAGAAAUAUAUUGUUAAUUAAUGUUUACCCUAAUGGUGUGUUCGUAAAGAGGCUAUUGAGUGACACGUUUAUAGGGAAAGACAGUUCCCUGAAUUUUACAUAUUUCCAUUUCUUAUUUCAUAAAUAUAUUAUAUCCUACAUAACGACUGAUUCGAAAAGUAAUACAAAAUGUUCAUUACGGAACUCAAAAUGAUCACAAAAUGCAAUAAUAAACAUUAUAAAUUUCAUCUUUAUUAAUACUUUUAUGAUCGUGAGCUUGCAUUACCUACCCAGUUUGAUGUACCCAGAACAAAUUAAGUUCCCAGUUAAAAAGAUAAAGCUGCCAUCGUCUACCACAUACCUGAGACCGGAAAAGUUAAGGACACACGAAUACACACCUUACUGAAUAGAUUGCAGUGUUCCUCGGCAACUGAAACAUAUUUCUGUAACAUAGAGUGCCAUCCUUAAUUAUACUAACCAUACUAAUUAGGGCGAAAUAGCUUUUUAUCAUGCCUAAACUAUCAAUAGGCCUACAUAAUUGGAUUUUUACAAACCUACAACGAAUAGGCGUAAAUGAUUUUAUUUUCAUGCGGAUUUUUAAAAGAAUUAUGAUUUUCGCGACGGUUUUGUUUAACUGUCCGAUAAGCACCAUAGGGCAAAUUCUUUUCCACGCACUUAACCACUUUCUUGAAAGGGCAAUUUGAGAAAAUCGCCUUUAGGCCGCAUAACUUGUCGGGAAACGUGCUUAAGAACGGUGUCUUUCACGUUAAUCAUAGGCUUAUUGGGAAACGCGCGUAAGAACGGUGUCUUUCACGUUAGUCAUAGGCUUAUUGUUUGCCGUGGAGCAUGAUCAUUUUACACUAACGCGUGCCUUCACGUGCUUUUUGUUUUCGAAGUAUUUGGCUGUCCAAUAUGUCAUUAAAUUAAAAUGAUAUGUAACGCAAUGGAUGUGCAUUUGAUUUUUCUGAUACACUGUAAAGAAACACGGAAGACUUCCCAAAUGUGGUGCUAUGAUAUUUUUAUGAGCAAUUUGAAAAUGUACUGCUUGUCACAAGAAAGAGCAUCAUGUUCCAUGAAAUGAAACAUAAAACAGUAUAUAGGUAAUUUUCUAUAUAUUUCUUUUUAUAAUGUCUUUGAAGCAGACAAGAUGUAAUUAAAAUAUUAACUAUAGGCCUACAGAAAAUCUUACAAGCAGCGCUAACAUUUUUUUCUGACCGUUUUCAAAGAAAAAUAAAAAUUGUUUUCCAUCAUG
Messenger RNA from Paramormyrops kingsleyae, 4054 nucleotides. Its product is annotated as transcription factor Sox-8-like. Gene Ontology annotation, cellular component: nucleus. Gene Ontology annotation, biological process: neural crest cell development; negative regulation of transcription by RNA polymerase II; morphogenesis of an epithelium. Gene Ontology annotation, molecular function: DNA-binding transcription factor activity, RNA polymerase II-specific; RNA polymerase II cis-regulatory region sequence-specific DNA binding. NCBI's taxonomy places the organism in Eukaryota, Metazoa, Chordata, Actinopteri, Osteoglossiformes, Mormyridae. The record is from RefSeq and is a predicted model, not a curated record.